This is a messenger RNA of Alosa sapidissima (American shad), 2232 nucleotides long. It is a transcript of the gene fas, whose product is annotated as Fas cell surface death receptor. Gene Ontology annotation, molecular function: tumor necrosis factor receptor activity; protein binding. Gene Ontology annotation, cellular component: CD95 death-inducing signaling complex; membrane raft; external side of plasma membrane. Bases 271 to 1143 code for a protein of 290 amino acids. Gene Ontology annotation, biological process: negative regulation of apoptotic process; necroptotic signaling pathway; motor neuron apoptotic process. The transcript is spliced from 9 exons. NCBI's taxonomy places the organism in Eukaryota, Metazoa, Chordata, Actinopteri, Clupeiformes, Clupeidae. The record is from RefSeq and is a predicted model, not a curated record.
CUGUCUAUGGUCCCACCGCCAGAUGCACACAGUCCGCCUGGCAGCUGUGAAAAGUUCACCCGACUACACAUUGUUGGGUUUAGUUCUACCUCCGGUAGGGGUAUCUCAAAAAUGUGGGGCCAUCGACUAGCCUAAUACAUCACAUCUCUGCUUGGCUGUCAUUUCGGAAGGAGGCGCCGAGCGAGGCGGUGUCUUGAGUUAGACUUGAGAAACACUUUACCUUCUUCGACGGCUGAGGAAUUCUGACCACUAAAUUGUGGCUUUGUAACCAUGUUUAAAAGUGUGAUAGUCUGCGUACUGGUGGUCUUCGGUCUGCCAUUGGGACAAUCACUCAGCUGUCUAUCUGGGAAUUACAGUCACGACGGGAAGACAUGCUGCCUAUGUCCCAAGGGUUAUUUUGUUUACAGCCACUGCGACACAGCCAACCCCCAGCCUAAAUGUGACCAUUGCCAAACAGGAUCAUCAUAUACUGCAGAGGCAAAUUCCCAGGAAAAGUGUGAGCAGUGCACUGUAUGCAACUCUAAAGCCAAUCUAGAGGAGGAAAGACAUUGUACAACCACAUCUGACGUUAUAUGUACAUGCAAGAAGGGUUACUUCUGCGAAGGGGAGCAUUGUAAAGCAUGUCAUCAGUGUCAAGAAUGUGAGUUGGGAGAGGAGGAACCAUGCACACCCAGGAGCAACACUGUCUGCAAGAAACAUUCUGGUGCUAAGGACACAGCUGGUAUUGCUAUUGGUGCUGCUGUUGCUGUUGUUGUUGUUGUUGCUCUGAUUUGUGGUGCCCUUUGGUGGAAAAAGAAGUUUUGUUUUGCCCAGAGGCUGGCAGCUGCAGAUCAUCCAGAGCAGAAAAUACCGCUAAAAGGCAUCGACUUGAAGCAAUUCAUAGGCGAUAUUGUUGACCUUCUGUCUUGGAGUGACAUGGUGAAGGUUGCCGACAGGACUGGGAUGGAUAAUGUCCAGGUGGUUCGACACAAGCACGACAAUCCUACUGCAGAGGAGCAGACCAGAAGCCUUCUUAUUGCCUGGAUAGAACUGCAAGGUCUGGACCAAGCCAGUGAGACCCUCUGUCAAACACUCCGCAAGUGUAACUUGAACCAGAAGGCUGAUAAGAUUGAACGUCUCAUCUCGCCAAAAGUUGAUGUCUGAUAGGGCCUGAUAGGUGGCGUCAGAUAUGUACCUAUAUAUAUCUUAGGGAUUUGCUGAUGUUUUGUACCAUAAGAGGUAAUGAAAGGUGUUUUUUCUACAUUACGUAUUGUAUGCUGUUACCUGGAAAAUGUACAGUAUAUAUUUGUGUCUCAUUUCCCAUUCUCCCUCAUAAACUGUUUGUAAUUUAAGAACUGAAAAUGACCCACAAUUAAUGUACCUGGUUCAUCAGUGACCUGGUUCAUCAGUGACACUUACUGUUUUUGAGUUUGUGAAGAUAAGAAUACAGUCCCUGGAGCGUCUUGUGGGUUAAAAAGUAAUUCAUAUUUUUGGCUAUCUAAUGACCAAUCUAUUGACCAAUAAUGAACAACCUAUACAAUUGAAAAGCCUACAAACACCAAUGCAGCACUAGGAGUUUCUCUAUAUCCCACACAAAACGUGUCAUAGGUCUGAUUGAUUUCAAAUAUGCAAACAAGGUAGAGGCUCUGUCAUUCUGCUUGAUCACCUGGAUUUGGAUGCUAGAAUUGUUCGUCUUGCUUUCUAUAACAUUGCGAGAUAAGGCCAAGGGUCUGCUGUUGUCAUGAGUAUUAUCACUUCGAGCUGUUAAGUGUUGUCAAGUUGGUGUUGAUGCAUCCCUGCCUAUCAUUGGCCCACUCCCCUUAUUCAGAGUUUAAUAAGAUUAGAAGAAGAAGAUGCUCUAUAACUGGGUUAUUUGCCAUUACAUCAUACUCAAGACAUGUAAUAAGCACAAUCUGAUAGUAUUGCCUUUGUUAGUCUCAUCACUGGAUGGCUUAUUGUGAUAAAAUGGAAAAGACGGCAAAUCCCCAACAUUUAUACACUGGAUCAAACAUGCCGUUUAUUUUUUCAACCAUGAAAAUAUUAGAUACUCUGAAAGGACCGUCAAAGAACUCAUUACAUGCAUUCCAGUAGAGUAAGCAGAUGCACAGAUGCAUGCAUUCUUUUAUGGAUGGAAGAAUAUUCCAGUGUCAUGUGGUCAGUGGUAUGUAAUGUUUUUUAUGUAUAUUUCUGUGUUUUUUAAUGUGUGUUUAUUAGUCUAUGUUGAACUAAAUAUAUCUAUUUUUAAAGAGAUAA